GAAUUUGUGAAAAUUGUCUAGAUGAAUGUUUAGGAACAUUAUAUUGUGAACAUUGUGUUCGAAAUUAUUUAAAAGAAAAUUUUUCAAACUGGACAUCUGGAAAUAAUGAAAUUGAUAAUUUAAAAUGUCAAAUGGAAACAUUUCAACCGCAAAGAAUAAUUGAAUGGAUUCCAUAUGAUGAUUUACAAAAUGUUAAAUAUUUAACUAAAGGUGGUUGUUCUGAAAUUUACUCAGCAGAAUGGAUAGAUGGAGGAUAUUAUGAAUGGGAUUCUGAAGAAAAUCAAUUAACAAGAUAUGGAGACCAAUAUGUAAUACUUAAAGAGUUAGAGAAUGUCAAAAGUACUAAUGAAAGUUGGUUUGAAGAGAGCAAAGCUCAUUUAACUAUAAAUAACAAAUGGUCGGAUGUAGCACAAUGUCAUGGCUUAACGAAAAAUCCAUCAAGCAGAAAUUAUAUGCUUGUAAUGGAUAAAAUGGAUAUGGAUUUAAAAACAUAUCUAAAGCAAUAUUAUAAUAAUAUUAUAUUGAAAGAUAGGAUACAAAUUGCUUAUGAAAUAAUAGAUGGAUUUACAGCAUUCAUAAUGAAAAUGUAAUUCAUAGAGAUUUGCAUUCCGGAAAUAAUAUAUUGCAUAAUGGUAAAAUUACCCAAGGUUUCUAUAUUAGUGAUCUUGGAUUUUGUGGACCUGUCGAUAAAC
This is a messenger RNA of Rhizophagus irregularis DAOM 181602=DAOM 197198, 692 nucleotides long. Lineage: Eukaryota; Fungi; Glomeromycota; Glomeromycetes; Glomerales; Glomeraceae. The record is from RefSeq and is a predicted model, not a curated record.